Lutzomyia longipalpis is the source of this 1604-nucleotide messenger RNA. RefSeq names its product L-dopachrome tautomerase yellow-f-like. The coding region runs from base 39 to 1463 and encodes 474 amino acids. The transcript has 2 exons. NCBI's taxonomy places the organism in Eukaryota, Metazoa, Arthropoda, Insecta, Diptera, Psychodidae. The record is from RefSeq and is a predicted model, not a curated record. Gene Ontology annotation, cellular component: extracellular region.
AACUUUUCAGUUGAUCUUGAGACACAGAAGAGAGCAAAAUGUUUAAAUACAGUUUAAUAAUUUUUGGCUUUAUCUUAGCAAUAAAUUUAGCUAAUUCAAAUGAGAAUGUUGAAGUUGUUUAUCAGUGGAAGGUUGUUGAGUUCGAAAAUCUACCUCUACCAGAAAAUGCCAUGAUCGGCCGGCAUCGUUACUAUGAUCCUGAACAUAUCAACAUAAUGCAGAUGGGCUAUCACCCACUGAGUGGUUUAAUGAUUGUUACUGUAACACGUACAAGAUCCGGCGUCCCCAUUACAAUGGGAGCAUUCUGUGUUGAUGACUAUCCACCGGGAUCAAGCCCUAAAAUCUGGGCUUUCCCGAGUAAUGAAGCAAAUCUACUGAGAGCAUCUGAUUAUGAUAGACCUUCCCUUGGAAUACCAAAUAUUCCAACUCCCAACAUAAUCAACCAGAUUCAAUCUUCGCCGUUAAAUAUUUUCAAAAAAACCACCACCACUCCUUCUCCGAAUGAAAUAGACAAAACCCCGAGAUUAAUGUCAACGUACACCGUAAAUAUCGAUGAAAAGUGCAAUAGGGCAUACACGAUCGAUACAGGAAUCCUCACAUUUUCCCUACUGGAAUCCUACAAGGUUCAGAAACCUUCAAUCCUUGUUUACGAUCUCCCUGAAGAUGGAUGCAAGAAUAAUCGGAAUUUCUCACUAAUCAGACGAGCUGAAUUCCCAGACGAUAUUGGUUCUAAUAUACCCGCUGGAAUACUCUACAUGACCUUAGAUCAUCAAUCAGACAAUUGUGAUGAUCUGUUUAUCUACAUUACCAAUGUCUAUGCACACUAUCUUGCUGUUUAUGACUACAAAAAUGAUGAUUUUUGGGUUUUCCGAAAUUAUCCUUCUUUCCAACCAGAACUCGCGGAAUCCUUUAUAUUUGACGAGGGAUUCUCCUUUCAGCUAGGGCUGGGAAUUGUUUCCUUAGCUUUGGAUUAUCCAGAUGAGAAUGGCGAUCGUAUGGCUUACUACACACCAAGUACGAGUACAUCAUUGUACGCCGUAUCGACGAAGGUUCUCAAGAAUAAAGAAAAAGCUCAAGGAAGAAAUGCUCGGGAUGACUUCAAGUUCAUUGGGAAUAAAGGAAGAAAGAGUCAAACGUCUAAAAUGGCCGUUGACUACAAGCACGGGGUGGUUUUCUUCCUUGAAUUCCAAUCAAAUCGCGUUCGUUGCUGGAACAUGAAGAAACCCUUCACGCAGGAAAAUAUCGGGGUGGUUUAUCAAUCUCCUACGCCUAUGUAUGGAAUGAUGCUCUUCAUUGACUCCAAAGGAUACAUUUGGUUCAAUAAAAGUCACACAGGACUCAUGGUUGGAGCCAGUUUACGCCUAAAACUCGAUAAAGAGCAUUCAAUAUUCUACAGAGUUAAAGUUGAUGAUGCCAUCAAUGGGACUGUCUGUGAAAAUUCACAGCAGUCAGUUGAGCAAUAAAGAAUCUCAAAGCUCCUUAAAGCUCUUUAGAAAAUCGUUUAGAAAUUUUCUGUACGUCAAAAGGUCAAUAAAAAUUAAAAAUUACUCAAGCAAAUCUGAAGCACUUUAAAUAAAGAAAAUUUUAAAUAUUUGAAAGAAAAA